This is a messenger RNA of Centruroides sculpturatus (bark scorpion), 738 nucleotides long. RefSeq names its product netrin receptor UNC5C-like. The record is from RefSeq and is a predicted model, not a curated record. Bases 94 to 597 code for a protein of 167 amino acids. NCBI's taxonomy places the organism in Eukaryota, Metazoa, Arthropoda, Arachnida, Scorpiones, Buthidae. The transcript has 5 exons.
UGCUCUUCUCCGGGAAAUGGCAUCAAUCAGUUCCGUCCAGCUUGUUCUCAUAACUUCCUCUUUGUAAUUAUUAUAAUACAUUGGAAAUAAGACAUGAAAAGCUUAUUAAUAUCGUUCCUCUUCGUCAUUUCACAUGUUUCUUCUAAAAGAAAAGAUGGCGGCUGGAGCAAUUGGUCCGAUAUUAGCGAUUGUUUUACAUCCGAUUGCAAUAAUCCUUUCACAUUCGGCUAUCAGUACCGUAUUCGAGCCUGUGUUAAUCCUAGGCCUUCUGGAGGAGGUUUCAUGUGUCAGGGGGAACAUAUAACCGCGCAAAUGUGUUUUGAACCAGUUAAUUGUCCAGUUGACGGAGGAUGGAGCGAAUGGGGAGAAUGGAAAUGUUUGGAUAGUUUUAUGACAAGAAAGCGAACUUGUACUAAUCCAACACCGAAAAAUGGAGGUAAAAUCUGCAACGAAAAGUUUAGCAGAGAAAUUGUUCAAAGUGACGAAGACGAAGAAGAAUUCAAGAAAAUAUGUUUGAAGAAGCUUACAGAUGAUGAGGAUUUCAUGGGUUCUGGAAGUGGAAGUGGAUCUGGAGAAGGAAGCGGGCUUGAAUCAUGAAUUUUUUUUUGGCCAUUUGAAUUACAGCAAACUUCUCAACUUUAUAAAAUUUUGUAAAAUUAUAUAAUUUUAACAUAUAAUUAAACAUAUUUCCAACAAACGAAGAGUUUUAUUUAAAUUAACAUGAAAAUAUACAGUGUU